Molecule: messenger RNA, 970 nt
Organism: Drosophila busckii
Lineage: Eukaryota; Metazoa; Arthropoda; Insecta; Diptera; Drosophilidae
Product: NIF3-like protein 1
Exons: 2
Coding region: 83-925 (280 amino acids)
Cellular component (GO): cytoplasm; mitochondrion
Source: RefSeq, a predicted model, not a curated record
CUCUAACCUUAAUAUUUGCAAAUUUUGUUGCAAAUAGAGGCUUUCAGACUUUGGAAAGCAAAUAUUGAAUCAUAAGAUUUGCAUGUUGCUUCUUAGAAAGAUGAGCAGCUUCCGUGGACUGAAACUUGGCCAUGUCGUGGCGCAACUGGAAAACUUUGCACCGGCUUCGCUUGCCGAAAAGUGGGACAAUGUUGGACUCUUGAUUGAACCACAAGGAGAUAAAUUGGUGAAGAAGAUAUUAUUAACCAAUGAUCUUACCGAGCCGGUAAUGAGCGAAGCUGUUGAUGUCAAGGCCGAUUUAAUUAUAAGCUACCAUCCGCCAAUCUUCAAACCCCUCACACGCAUUACCUGCGCCAACUGGAAGGAACGCGUGGUUGCAUCUUGCUUAGUUAACGGCAUUGCUUUGUACUCGCCACACACGGCCUGGGAUAAGGUGCCGGGCGGAGUCAACGACUGGUUAGCUAAGGCCGUCAAUAUAGAAUCCAUAAAGCCAUUAGUACCAGAACCAAAUGCCGAGCCAGGCACCGGCUCGGGACGCAUCAUAGAGACUAAUAUGACCAUAUCGGAGAUAAUUGAUUCGCUACAGAAGCACAUUGAGAAUGAUGUACAUGUAGCCUUAGCUGUGGAGCAUCACCCCAAGUCUGUUAUACGCACUGUUGGAAUUUGUGCUGGUUCUGGCUCUUCGGUACUACAGGGCAUACAGGCUGAUCUUGUCAUUACUGGUGAGAUGUCACACCAUGAACUGCUGGAUUUCAAUCAUAAUGGCACUAGUGUGCUGCUAUGCAAUCACAGCAACUCGGAGCGUGGAUUUUUACGUGAAUUCCUGCCGGAGCUGAGCAAGCGUUUGGGUGCCAGCUGCCAGGUGGAAAUAUCAGAAAAGGACAGGGAUCCUCUCCACACAGAAUGUAGACUGGCUAAGCAGUAGUGAUUGAAGUUUUCUACAAUAUAUAUACAUCAAGGUAAAUGCAAA